GCUUAAGGAGCUGCACUGGGGCUAGAACAGGGGGGGCAGGCAGGCCAAGGCCUGACCUGGGCUGUGGGGGCAACGCAUGGAGCGGUCCCAGUCCCAGCGGCAUGGGGGUGAACAAAGCUGGUGGGGUAGCGCCCCCCAGUACCAGUAUGUGCCCUUUGAACACUGCACCAGCUACGGCCUGCCUUCAGAGAAUGGAGGCCUUCAGCACCGGCUCCGGAAGGAUGUGGGUCUCCGGCACAAUGCCCAUCCUACACAGAUUUAUGGCCAUCACAAAGAGCGCUACUCAGACAAGGAGCAGAGUGUGGGGAUGCCCAAGAAGAUGGGCUCCAGUUCUACUCUGGACAGCAAGGAUGAGGACCACUAUUCUAAAUGUCAAGGUUGUGUUCACCGCCUGGGACAAGUGGUGAGAAGGAAGUUGGGGGAAGACUGGAUCUUUCUGGUGCUCCUGGGCCUAUUGAUGGCUCUGGUCAGCUGGUGCAUGGACUAUGUCAGUGCCAAGAGUCUUCAGGCCUACAAGUGGACCUACGCCCAGAUGCAGCCCAGCCUCCCCCUGCAAUACCUGGCCUGGGUCACCUUCCCGCUGGUCCUCAUCCUCUUCAGUGCCCUCUUCUGCCACCUCAUCUCUCCCCAGGCUGUUGGCUCUGGAAUCCCUGAAAUGAAGACCAUCCUUCGAGGGGUUGUUCUGAAAGAAUAUCUCACACUCAAAGCCUUCGUGGCCAAGGUGGUAGCCCUGACUGCUGGGUUGGGCAGCGGUAUCCCUGUGGGGAAAGAGGGCCCUUUCGUCCACAUCGCCAGCAUCUGUGCUGCCGUCCUCAGCAAGUUCAUGUCCAUGUUCUGCGGGGUCUACGAGCAGCCAUAUUAUUACACUGACAUCCUGACGGUGGGCUGUGCUGUGGGGGUCGGCUGCUGUUUUGGAACACCACUUGGAGGCGUGCUGUUUAGCAUCGAGGUCACCUCUACCUACUUUGCUGUUCGGAACUACUGGAGAGGAUUCUUUGCAGCCACGUUCAGCGCCUUUGUGUUCCGUGUGCUGGCGGUGUGGAACAAGGAUGCUGUCACCAUCACAGCUCUGUUCAGAACCAACUUCCGAAUGGAUUUCCCCUUCGACCUGAAGGAACUCCCGGCCUUUGCCGUCAUUGGGAUUUGCUGUGGAUUCCUGGGAGCUGUGUUCGUGUAUCUCCACCGCCAAGUCAUGCUCGGUGUCCGAAAAAACAAGGCUCUCAGCCAGUUUCUUGCUAAGCACCGCCUGCUGUAUCCUGGGAUUGUGACCUUUGUCAUUGCUUCACUCACCUUUCCACCAGGAAUGGGUCAAUUCAUGGCUGGAGAGUUGAUGCCCCGAGAAGCCAUCAGUACCCUGUUUGACAACAAUACCUGGGUCAAACACGUAGGUGACCUCAAAAGCCUGGGCCAGUCAGCUGUGUGGAUUCACCCCCAGGUCAACGUGGUCAUCAUCAUCCUUCUCUUUUUUGUCAUGAAGUUUUGGAUGUCAAUUGUAGCCACCACUAUGCCCAUACCCUGUGGAGGCUUCAUGCCUGUGUUUGUGUUAGGAGCUGCAUUUGGAAGGCUGGUAGGAGAAAUCAUGGCCAUGCUGUUCCCUGAGGGAAUCUUAUUUGAUGACAUCAUCUACAAGAUCCUACCAGGGGGCUAUGCGGUAAUCGGAGCAGCAGCACUGACAGGUGCCGUGUCUCACACCGUCUCCACAGCUGUGAUUUGCUUCGAAUUGACGGGUCAGAUUGCCCACAUCCUACCCAUGAUGGUAGCUGUUAUCUUGGCCAACAUGGUGGCUCAGAGCCUGCAGCCUUCCCUCUAUGACAGCAUCAUCCAGGUCAAGAAGCUUCCCUACUUGCCUGACCUUGGUUGGAACCAGCUCAGUAAAUUUACAAUCUUUGUUGAGGACAUCAUGGUACGCGAUGUGAAAUUUGUUUCGGCUUCCUGCACCUAUGGGGAACUGAGAAACCUGCUCCAGACCACCACCGUCAAGACCUUACCACUGGUGGAUUCCAAAGAUUCCAUGAUCCUGCUGGGCUCGGUGGAGCGCUCCGAGCUGCAGUCCCUCCUGCAGCGCCACCUGUGUCCGGAGCGGAGACUGCGGGCGGCUCAGGAAAUGGCAAGGAAAUUAUCGGAGCUGCCCUACAAUGGCCAGGCCAGGCUUGCUGGGGAGAACCUCCCGGGCGUGGCGCCUCGGGGCCGGCCAGAGUCCUUUGCCUUUGUGGAUGAGGAUGAAGACGAGGACCUCUCCGGGAAGACCGAGCUCCCUCCUCCUCCUCCUCCUCCUCCUCCUGCCUUUCCCACGGCUCCAUUGUCUCCUGAAGAACCUAAUGGGCCUUUGCCCAACCACAAGCAGCCACCAGAAGCCCCAGAGCCUACAGGUCAAAGAGGCUCCAUCUUCCGGCGUCUGCUGCGCUGCUUGCUCGGCAGAGCUCGCCCCACGAAGAAGAAAACAAGCCAGGACCCAUCGGAUCUAGUGGAUAACAUGUCGCCUGAAGAGAUCGAAGCGUGGGAACAGGAGCAGCUGAGCCUGCCUGUGUGCUUUGACUGCUGCUGCAUCGACCAAUCGCCCUUCCAGCUGGUGGAGCAGACCACGCUUCACAAGACUCACACGCUCUUCUCGCUCCUCGGCCUCCAUCUUGCCUAUGUGACCAGCAUGGGGAAGCUCAGGGGAGUCCUGGCGCUAGAAGAGCUACAGAAGGCCAUCGAGGGCCACACCAAAUCUGGGGUGCAGCUCCGCCCUCCCCUUGCCAGCUUCAGGAGUACAACUUCAACCCGGAAGAGACCUGGGGGUCCACCUCCUCCUGCAGAGGGCUGGAGCCUGCCGCAGGAUGGUCCUGGACCCCUUGGAGCGGAGGACGCAGCUCCUGCCUCCUCAGAGACUCCUGGGCCACCCCCUUCCCCGGAGCCCCCCCAGCCCUUGGCUCCCCCCAAGGCAGAGGCUGAGCUGGAGGAGCUAGAGCUGGUUGAGAGCCCAGGGCCCGAAGAAGAGCUGGCUGACAUCUUGCAGGGCCCCAGCCUGCGAUCCACGGAUGAAGAGGAUGAGGAUGAACUAAUGCUAUGACCACCAACCAACCACCUCCUGGGACCCCUGCAUGAGGUCUUUAGGGCCCAGGCCAAAGAGUAGACUGGUGUGCGGCAGAGAAUCCUGGACGUGGGGAGCUUACGCUGUAUCUUGCCCUGCCCGGGGGAUUGUUAAAUUUGAGAGUGAUCAUCUUAAAGGGGGUACCUUGGGGGAACUGCCACAAGGUCCCCUGGGUCCCCACAGAUAGGUGGUUUGAACCCCUUGCUGUCCCUUGGGGCUUUCUGGCGUGCCUUGCUGUGUGGAUGGAUGGGGUCCCCAGCCCACCUCGCCUCCCCACAGUUCCCAGGGCUCCUGUCCCAGUUCCAGUCUGGCCUGGCCUGUCUACCCUUCAGUUUCCACGGGGCAGGGGUGAGGGGCGUAUGUCUGUGGCCCGGAGAGUGUCCUGCUGGAGAGGAAUGCGGGACCACACGUGCGCCCCCACACUGGGACCCCCACACUGGGACCCCCAGACCUCCUGCCUACCCACGCCCCUUCUGUCUGUUCUAUCCCAACUGUCCCACGCCAGGCCCAUUGCCAGAGCAGGAGAGGCCAGCCGCCUUCCCCCCCCCCCCACCCCGGCUUCAAGCACUGAAAUGUGCAUGAGACUACGGUUGUCAAGGGCCGCUGUCUGGAAAAGACAAGGUGACUGAUGGCUCCACAAGGAAGGUGCGGGUGUGUCAUGGCCAAGCCACAAUGGCCUCGUGGUCCUGGCUGACGCCCUCCUGCAGAAAGCCCUCCUGCUGUCCGUCACAGACUCGGGACCCCUCCAUUAUUUCCAGCUAGCCUCGGAUCACGCAUUUUCCCCGUUCCUCACUGCAGUGAGCGGCUUGCCCUGCUCCACUGGGAGCCAUUCGAGCUGGGGCAGCUCCUGUCAGGCCCCAAGCCCAACUAGAGUGGCUCCCCAGUUCUGCCAGGGGGUGGGGGACAGUUGGGGUCCCCUUGGGAUGACAGACUCAGGGCAGUCACAUUCUUGUCCUCACCCAUCAGUGUCAGGAAGAACAGUGGUUGUGGCCCAGGCCUUUAGCUCGUCUUCCACAGAAAGAGGGGGCCAUGUGCUCCGAGCCUCUGUAGAAACCUAGCUCCACACCCAGGCUUUUUUUUUUUUCCUUGUUGGGGCUUGAA
This is a messenger RNA of Perognathus longimembris pacificus (Pacific pocket mouse), 4174 nucleotides long. RefSeq names its product chloride voltage-gated channel 1 (gene Clcn1). The record is from RefSeq and is a predicted model, not a curated record. Gene Ontology annotation, molecular function: voltage-gated chloride channel activity. Bases 77 to 3052 code for a protein of 991 amino acids. The transcript has 23 exons. Gene Ontology annotation, biological process: chloride transport; transmembrane transport. Gene Ontology annotation, cellular component: membrane. NCBI's taxonomy places the organism in Eukaryota, Metazoa, Chordata, Mammalia, Rodentia, Heteromyidae.